CUCACCAACCCGCGCUUCGCUCUUGGUCCCUUCCGGCCACCGUUGCUCUCUACCCCGCCGCGCCCGCCCUCGACCCGGAAGAGCAUUCUCCUUAGCAACUGCGGAAUUCUGGCGGCGGCGGCCUCCCGGGAGCUACGCUCCUGGCACCUACCCUUUUACCUUCAGUUUCCAUGAUUUUGACUACUCCAGAUAUCUCGUAUAAGUGAAAUUGUACAAGGGGCUGCUGGUCAACCUCGGCAAGGUGGUGCCCGUGUGAGGACCAAGGAACACAAGGAAGGAGGCGGAACCUUCAAAAACGAAGUAACUGCCCACUUGUAACAGCUAAACUGCUAAAGGCAGGAAGAACUCUGAACCUGAGCAGUGGAGGCCCGUCUGGAUCUAGAGAAAAGAGGCAACUUUGGAACCAGUAAUGAGUUAUCCUGACGGCAGGCUGAACCUGGGGACCCUCAAAGGUGUGUCCUCUGUGGUUGGCCCACAUGGUGUUGGUGCUUCGCCAAAUGACAAAAAGUCAAAGAACAAGUUCAUACGAGGGAAGAAAAAGAGCAUAUUUGAAAAUUACAUGUCCAAGGAGGAUGUUUCGGAAGGCUUGAAGAGAGGAACACUUAUCCAGGGUGUAUUGAGAAUUAAUCCAAAGAAGUUUCAUGAAGCCUUCAUUCCUUCCCCGGAUGGUGAUAGAGACAUUUUUAUUGAUGGGAUUGUUGCUCGUAAUAGAGCCUUGAAUGGGGAUCUGGUGGUCGUGAAGCUGCUUCCAGAGGAGCAGUGGAAGGUAAUUAAACCAGAGAGCAGUGACAAAGAAACAGAAGGUGCCUAUGAAUCAGAUCUCCCUGAGGAAAUCUGUGGAAGCCAUCUUCAACAGUCCCUGAAAGGCCAUAAAGACAGUCCUGAUGUCAUUAUAGAGGCUCAGUUUGAUGACAGCGACUCAGAAGAUGGACGAGGCAACACACAAAAUGUUCUGGUUGAUGAUAUUAAGAAACUCUCAGUUUCUGUUCAUGAAAAAGACGAGGAAACUGAGGCUCAGAGAAGUUACUUGGCUUGUCCAGUGUCCUACAGGAAGUUAGUGAAAACGGAUGCUGGGGCACCAAGUGCAAAAGUUGAGAGCACCUCCAUGGCACAGGACACAAGGGCUUCACCAGAGAGGUCGCUGCAAAGAUCAGCAAAGGUGGUUUAUAUCGUGGAGAAAAAGCAUUCCCGAGCAGCAACUGGCUUCAUCAAACUUCUGGCUGAUAAGAACAGUGAACUAUUCAGGAAAUAUGCCCUGUUUUCUCCCUCAGAUCACCGAGUGCCUAGAAUAUACGUGCCUCUCAAGGACUGUCCCCAAGACUUUAUGACCCGACCUAAAGAUUAUGCCAAUACACUGUUCAUUUGCCGCAUUGUGGACUGGAAGGAGGACAGCAAUUUUGCCUUAGGGCAGCUGGCUAAGAGUCUUGGGCAGGCUGGUGAAAUUGAGCCUGAAACAGAAGGAAUACUAACAGAGUAUGGUGUGGAUUUCUCUGAUUUCUCUUCAGAAGUUUUAGAAUGUCUUCCUCAAAACCUGCCCUGGACAAUACCACCAGAGGAAUUCAGCAAGAGAAGAGAUUUAAGAAAAGACUGUGUCUUCACCAUUGACCCAUCAACUGCCCGAGACCUUGAUGACGCCCUCUCCUGCAAGCUACUUGCUGACGGCAACACCUAUGAAGUGGGAGUUCACAUUGCUGACGUCAGUUACUUUGUCCCUGAGGGCUCUGAAUUGGAUCAAGUGGCUGCUCAGAGAGCUACAAGUGUCUACUUGGUUCAGAAGGUGAUCCCCAUGCUUCCCAGGGCAUUGUGUGAGGAACUAUGCAGCCUCAAUCCCAUGACUGACAAACUGACCUUCUCUGUGAUCUGGACGCUGACUUCAGAGGGCAAGAUCCUUAGUGAGUGGUUCGGUCGGACCAUCAUCUGCUCCUGCACCAAACUGAGCUACGAGCACGCACAGAGCAUGAUUGAGAGCCCGACUAAGACAAUCCCUGAGCAGGAGCUGCCCCCCAUCUCCGCAGAGCACACCGUUGAGGAGGUACACCAGGCUGUCUUGAAUCUUCACCGGAUUGCAAAGGAGUUACGCAAACAGCGGUUUUUGGAUGGCGCACUGCGUUUGGAUCAGCUGAAGCUUGCUUUCACUCUGGACUAUGAGACUGGAUUGCCUCAAGGGUGUCACAUCUAUGAGUACCGCGACAGCAACAAGCUCGUGGAGGAGUUCAUGCUCUUGGCCAAUAUGGCAGUGGCCCACAAAAUCUACCGCGCCUACCCCGAGAGGGCGCUGCUGCGCCGGCACCCCCCACCCCAGACCAAGAUGCUCAAUGACCUGGAGGAAUUCUGUGACCAGAUGGGGCUGUCCAUGGACUUCACCUCCUCUGGGGCCCUCAAUAAAAGUAUAACCGAAAUAUUUGGAGAUGACAAGUACUCACUGGCCCGGAAGGAGGUGCUCACCAGCAUGUGCUCCCGGCCCAUGCAGAUGGCGCUGUACUUCUGCUCAGGGAUGCUGCAGGACCAGGAGCAGUUCCGGCACUAUGCCCUCAACGUGCCACUCUACACACACUUCACCUCGCCCAUCCGCCGCUUUGCAGACGUCAUGGUGCACCGUCUCCUGGCCGCUACACUCGGCUACAGGGCGGUGCCAGAUGUGGAACCCAGUGUCCUGCAGAAGCAGGCCGACCACUGCAAUGACCGCCGCAUGGCAGCCAAGCGCGUGCAUGAGCUCAGCACCAGCCUCUUUUUUGCCAUCCUGGUCAAGGAGAGUGGCCCCUUAGAGUCGGAAGCCAUGGUGAUGGGCGUCCUGAACCAAGCCUUCGACGUGCUGGUACUACGCUACGGGGUGCAAAAGCGCAUCUACUGCAAUGCCCUGCCCCUGCGGUCCCACCACUUCCGGAAGGUGGGCAAGAAGCCGGUGCUGACACUUGUCUGGGAUCCUGAGGACAUGGAGCAGGAACCAGUGCAGCAGGUCAUCACCAUCUUCAGCCUGGUGGAGGUGGUGCUGCGGGCAGAGGCUGCCGCCCUCAAGUACAGCGCCAUCCUGAAGCGGCCGGGCACCGAGGACCUCUUGGGCCUGCAGGACAAGGAGGAGUGUGACUGUGACCAUGACCAUGAGCAGGAGGACUGAAGCCACCACCCUACUGCCUACCCCACCCACUGGCUUUUAGGAAUAGGACAUUUUGACACCAAAGGGGAUUUUUAAUUUGGUUUUUAACAUCUCAGGGUUUUGUUUUUAUUUUUUCACUCUAUUUUACUUUUGCAGCUCGGUUUUUAAAUGAACUGGAGGGAAGAGGGUGGGGCUGGACGGGCCAUUGCUUAUCAGAGUCGAGUGGUACCGCCCUCCUGGGAGGCCAGCCCCCCUUCCUGCCAGGCCACCCACUGCCUUCCCCUGCCCAGGAAAUGGGGUCCAGCAAAUCAGUCAUGGAAUAAAACCAGGUGUGAAGUGCAGCCUGGCGUACAGGGCGCGGGGGGAGGCCGGGCUGGCAGGGUGCCCCUGGCUCGGGCUCCACCCGUCACAGCUAAGCUGGGUCACCACUCUCUGGAGCCUUCCUGUCAGUUCCAGGAUGGUUCACAGAGCUAGCCACCUGGCCGAUGGAUGCCAGCGCCUCGUUCUGGCUGAUUAGAAAUAUCAUUAGUAUCCAGGCGGCAGCUCACCCAUCCCUGUUGCUGAUGGCUAUACCCAUCCCUGCCCCCACCACUGCCUCUCUGCCUGCCAGACCCCAGAUGGGGCAGUGGUUCUGUAACACCCCCGUCCCCUCUUCCCAGUACAGCUCUGGCCCCGUUACUACCCUUGGUGCAAGCUAGUACUUAAGCACACCUUCCGUCCCAGUCUUCACCCUGGCAGCAUCAAGGAGCCUGGGAACAAAGUGGGGGCUGGGCCUGUGGGACAUGAGAGGGGCCCUCAAACUGCCUUCCCAACCAGGGAGCAGAAAUGGGCUCCUGGUGGCCCAGCCUGGCCAAUGGCCCCUCCAGCCCCACCCUCUGGCCUAGUCACCUGUCAGCAUCUGACAUCCACGGAUGCCAACCACCAUCUUCAGGAACGCAGGGACAGAGAUGGCAGGCCCCUGGGCAGCACUGUCCCCAGCAGCCUGGCCACAGCCCCUGCUCCUUCCUCACCAAACUGGGGAACCACAGGUUGGCUUCCCCAGUAGCUGCCAGAAACUAGAGAACCAUGGUGACCAAGGACUGGCUUCACCGUGCUGUUUCAUUGGGG
Pipistrellus kuhlii (Kuhl's pipistrelle) is the source of this 4201-nucleotide messenger RNA. It is a transcript of the gene DIS3L2, whose product is annotated as DIS3 like 3'-5' exoribonuclease 2. Gene Ontology annotation, biological process: miRNA catabolic process. The transcript has 24 exons. Gene Ontology annotation, molecular function: 3'-5'-RNA exonuclease activity; RNA binding. The coding region runs from base 410 to 3115 and encodes 901 amino acids. Lineage: Eukaryota; Metazoa; Chordata; Mammalia; Chiroptera; Vespertilionidae. The record is from RefSeq and is a predicted model, not a curated record. Gene Ontology annotation, cellular component: exosome (RNase complex); P-body.